Messenger RNA from Bipolaris sorokiniana ND90Pr, 1821 nucleotides. RefSeq lists its product as uncharacterized. The transcript is spliced from 4 exons. The coding region runs from base 1 to 1821 and encodes 606 amino acids. Lineage: Eukaryota; Fungi; Ascomycota; Dothideomycetes; Pleosporales; Pleosporaceae. The record is from RefSeq and is a predicted model, not a curated record.
AUGGACCACAAGACAGCGCGGCUGGCGUUGGUCGGCUGCCUGCUCAAUGUAUCCGCUUCGAUGCGCAAUGUACUAGAAACCGGAAAGGGAGAUGAGCGCGCGAUCGAGCGGGUACAAGCAGUGCUCCACGCAGCCCUCAGACUUGCCCGAACAGACCAGCUGCAGGACCAUAAUGCGUUGAUGUUCAUCAGCGCGUUCGGGUUACAUAACGAACGUACCCCCGUGGUGGAUUUAUGCGGCCUUAUCUAUGCGCUUCUUGAUGAUACCAGUGGGCGUAAAAAUCUCAUCAGGCUGGUAAAAGAGAAGAAUGUCCCCCACGUAUCGAGAUAUAUACGAACGGACAUAACGGAGCACGAAGCCUGCGUGGUUUAUUCAUACUUGCAGCGGCAUAAGGAAGAGAUUCAAGAGUUUAUAGAUGCUAUUCUAUCUCAAGGAGGAACAGAUAGAAUAGAAAACGCCAAAUCUAUCGCAGCUGAUGCAGUAGGAGGGCACACUCUGCUCGAUGAUCUGCGUCCAUAUAUGUUUGGUUGUACCCCAAUGAUGACUGCGAUGGGUAGGGCGCUGUCAGUGUUUCGCGAGAAAUCAGAUAUCGAGCAAAGUGCACUUGUAAUAAUAUCUGAUGGUAACUCGACCGGUGGUGAUCCAUUACAAUCGGCAAAUCAGUUGAAGCAGGAAAAGGUCACUAUAGCGAAUGUGGUCCUUACUGAUGACAAAACAAUCCCUCGUAGCCGGCUCUACGAUCAAAAAACCGAAGGUAGAUUUAAUCAAGACCAUCAGAAUCUUUUUAACAUGGCUUCUAAGAUCGCCGUCACUAAGCAUCCGGUACCAGUGCUAGCAUCCAUGGGUUGGAAAGUACCUUCCUCUGAGGAGUAUGCACUGUAUGCCGAAUUCUGGAGCUCAGAUACAAUUGGAAUGUUCAGUUCAGUACUGCUAUCUGCGCGAUUUGGUUCAGCGGAUGCACUGCUAGACAUCCUUGGCCGGGUGCGGUUAGACGCAUAUAUCGAUGAUGCGCAUAUGCGAACUCGUAACAAUCCCUCUGGACAAAAAGGUUCAGAUUGUUGUGCCCACGCUAUAGCGGCGGUGUAUCACAUGGCGCUGCUUCGUAUAGUCAACCGCGAAGGGGGAUGUCCGAGCAUUGCAGAGAUCCGGGAAAGGAUUCUUCAGAAAUUUCCUGCGGAACCAGAGGGAAGAAACAUUGAAGAAGUCUUGAACAAUACAAUCGGCUGGUACCGGCCACUCCGUUUCACCUCCAUGAAGGAGAACGGCGCCCGUCAGGCAGUAUUACAACGCUGGCCGGUGACAAUAACUUUCUGUCUAUCGGAUUCGGGCUGGAAAGAAUUUGACAGGCACUUCAGCAAGGAAGCAGACACUCGCUGCUCGAUUCUUAUUGAAGCUGAGAUGGCGACAAACACCUCACGGUCAGAUGACAUCGGACAUGCAGUCGUCCUGGUCUGCUGCGGUCAGGGCUCCUUAACAUUUCUCAAUUCUUGGGGCUAUGCGGAGGGCAAUAACAGUAGCUUUAAUGUCGAGAAUCCCGCAGUACUUCAAUUUGAAGGUGCAUUGGAAUGGGAUAGCAUGUGCUUCUACGACGUUUUCUGGUACGAAGAAGAGCUGACUCUUGAAGAAAAGCACGCAUAUGCCAGCAAACUGGAUGGGGAACUAGAAAUGCAGUGUCCUCUUUGGGGAGGCAAUUCUUGUAUCGGGGAUUUUACGUGCAGCAUGCGUUUAGCCGUGUGUCCCCACUGCCGGCGAUCAUUCAGACCAGAGCCUGGGCAUCUCAUGCAAGCACUAUACGUGAGAGCUGGACUUGACAUAAUCUAA